CUUCCGGAAACCCAGCAAAGCGGAGGAGGCCACCAGCACACGCCCGCCCGCGCACACAAGGCCUGCCCGCCCCCGCACGGACAACGGGACAGGGCAUACAAGCCGAGCCAUCGCGCGCGCGAGAGCAGAGCAGAGGACACACGACCCAGCAAAGCGGGCAGGGCUGCCAUGGCCGUGCCGCUGCCUCACCUCCCCAACCUCAUCAUCGCCCUUCUCCCCCUCCUGUAGACACCCAUCAUUGCACUCCACUCCCCCACCGCGAUCGUGUCGUCGUGUCCCCAGCUCCCGCCCCCCUCUCCCACUCCCCCCUCGUCUUCUUGCUCCUGCACCGCCCCCGCCCACGCUAUAUAUAUCGCCGCCGGCUUCCUCCAGCUCGGCCCCGACCUCACCGCCACCGCACAGUACCGCUGCAGAGCCAUGGUGAACGCCUUCUUCGCGACCCUGGCGCGGGGGCUGGACGACCUGAGCGGCGCGGGCGGGCUGUCGUCGCUGCCGGCGCUGUUGCGUGCGGCCGCGCUGCUCAGGGGCCUGCACUCGCAGCUCAUGGUGCUCGUCGGCCAGCUCCACCUGCCGCCCGGCGGCCGGUGGCUGGACGAGUACAUGGACGAGACGGCCCGCCUCUGGGACGCCUGCCUCGCCGUCAAGCUCGGCCUCGCCGCCGUCGAGCGCUACUGCGCCGCGGCUUCCUGCGCGGCCGCCGCCCUCGACGACUGGCUCCAGGACCCCUCCCCCCUCUCCACCCGCCAGGUGAUGCGGGCGAUCUCGGCGUCGAGGAGGGAGGCCAUGGCGGCGGAGGAGGAGAACCGGGCGCUGUCCGAGUCGAGGAUCGCGCCGCUGUCGCUGCAGCUGGACGAGCGGCGCGCGGCCGACGCGAGGCUCAGCGGCUUCAACGGCUUCCGCGGGCUGCUCUACGCGCUGCACAACGCCAGCUCCCUCCUCCUGCUCAUCCUGGCCGGCGGCGCCGUCGCGGGGUCCCCGCGCUCGCCCUCCGACGGCGGCGCGGACACCAACGACGACGGGUUCAUGUCCUCCAUCGCGACGCUGCAGAAGCGGAUGGCGGAGGAGGCCGCGGGCGACGACGGCGGCGACGGCGCGCCGGGGAUGAUCCGGAUGCAGGAGCUGCGGCGCGCGCGGGCGGCGGCGGAGGCGGCGCGGGAGGAGGUGGAGCGCGCGGCGGCGGCGGGCGGCAAGUGCGCUGUCCUUGACGGCGCGGUGAAGGACAAGGCCGGGGAGCUGAAGGCGUGGCUGGAGGUGCUCCGCGCCGGCACGGACGGGCUGGCGUGCCAGCUGGACGACUUCCUGGACGACAUCGUGGAGGGCCGCAAGGAGCUCUCCGACCUUUGCAGCCACUGACGGCCGAGCCGAUCAACUCCAUGGAUGAAAUGAUGGUGGUUCCUGCCGCCUGCUUGCCUGGCGGCAACGCGUGGUGGUGGUGGUGGUGUACAAGUAAAGCAAUGCUGCUCCGGCCCAUAAGUGGCGGCAGUACGUAGUCGUAGGCGUCUUUUGCAGUGCCGGUCUGGUCUGGGGAUCGGAGAGUGGAGUGGAGUGUGGCAGCGUUUUGGUCAGGUCAUCAUGUCGUUGCUCUGCUACUUCCUUCCUUUCUUGCUGGCUGCUGUACCCUGUACGUACGUACGUGCUACGCUGUGCUGUGCUGUGUGUGUCCCUCAGACUCUGCCAUGCAAGUAGAGCAUGCGUACCACUACCAGAUGAGAGAGAUGGCUGCAAGGAAAGGCUAGUUUGUA
This is a messenger RNA of Triticum aestivum (bread wheat), 1742 nucleotides long. RefSeq lists its product as uncharacterized. The record is from RefSeq and is a predicted model, not a curated record. NCBI's taxonomy places the organism in Eukaryota, Viridiplantae, Streptophyta, Magnoliopsida, Poales, Poaceae. The transcript has 2 exons. The coding region runs from base 418 to 1353 and encodes 311 amino acids.